AGACCCCAUAGAGUAGACAGCCUCUCUCUGUAACACACACAGACUGACGGAAAGAGAGAGAGAAACACACGCACUGCAAAAUCCAGACGCAACAAUAGCAGCUGUUGAAGCUCAAACCACCACAACAGAUGGGGCCCGGAUUGUUUUGGAACUUCCCUUCAAAGGCUAGCUGCACGGUGCCGCAGAGCCUGCUGCAGACAAUGUUGCUCUCCAGGAUGGCUGGGAUGAAGGAGCAGCAAUUUACUGAGCAGAAACCCCUACUGCCGGAGCAGAGAGGACAAGAAACUGAGAUGAGAGACCAAGGGCGGUGUGUGAACGCACUCCCCUGCGCAAGCCGCGCGCCACUCACCGCCCCCUCUUCCUCAAGCCGCCCCCCACAACGGUGGCAUGUGAUCGCGCGGCACUGGCUCCGCCAGACCCGUAAUCGGACCAGUGGGUGCAUCCCGGAGAACUGUGAGAUCCUGAUGCCAAUUGGAGACUGGAAGGAACAUGACAUUGAGACUCCCUAUGGGAUGCUUCAUGUGGUUAUUCGUGGGGCACCCAAAGGAAACAAGCCUGCUAUCCUCACCUACCAUGAUGUGGGGCUUAACCACAAGUUGUGCUUCAACAGCUUCUUCCACAACGAGGACAUGCAGGAGAUCACCAAGCACUUUGUGGUGUGCCAUGUGGAUGCUCCUGGACAGCAGAUUGGAGCCUCUCAGAUGCCACAGGGGUACCAGUACCCCAACAUGGACCAGCUGGCAGGCAUGCUGCCAAGCGUAGUGCAGCACUUUGGAUUCAAGAGCAUUGUGGGUAUUGGAGUUGGGGCUGGUGCCUACAUCCUGGCCAAAUUUGCUCUGAUCUUUCCUGAUCUGGUGGAGGGCCUGGUGCUGCUCAACAUCGACCCCAACGGGAAGGGCUGGAUCGACUGGGCCACCGGCAAGCUGUCUGGGCUCACCAGUGCUCUUCCAGACACAGUCCUGCCCCACCUCUUUAGCCAGGAGGAGCUGAUGAACAACACAGAGCUGGUCCAGAGCUACCGUCAACAGAUCAACAACACCGUCAACCAGGUCAACCUGCAGCUCUUCUGGAACAUGUACAACAGCCGUAGGGAUCUGGAGAUGAACCGCUCUGGGACCAUCAUCAAUGCCAAGACCCUGAAGUGCCCUGUCAUGCUUGUUGUUGGUGACAACGCUCCAGCUGAGGAGGGAGUGGUUGAAUGCAAUUCCAAACUUGACCCAACCAACACCACCUUCUUAAAGAUGGCUGACUCUGGUGGACUUCCUCAGCUCACACAGCCUGGAAAACUGUCCGAAGCAUUCAAGUACUUCCUCCAGGGGAUGGGCUACAUUGCGUAUGUGAAGGAUCGGAGGUUGAGUGGAGGGCCAGUGCCCUCUGCCAGUAUGACCCGUCUGGCCCGCUCCCGGACGGCCUCCCUGACCAGUGGCAGCUCCAUUGAGAGCUCUCGUAUCCGUGGUUUUACACACACUGACAGCAACGAGGGCCAGGUCAGCCACACCAUGGAGGUGUCCUGCUGAACCCUCAAACAAACACACACACACAAAGACAGACAGACAGAAAGACGUGGGUUGGAGAGAGGGAGAGAGAGAUGAGUUUCUACUGAAAUGGUUAAUGCAGGAUGUUCUCUCUAUCUAUCUCUCUUUGUCUUUGUCCUAGUAUUAUCUUGCCCAAAGUCCCUCAGUAUUUGACAACUUUUGCCACCCCCUCCCCUCACUGUAAAAUGACACCAAUGUAUUACUCUCCCCCUUAAACUUAAGAAACAGUUUAGUUUUUUCUUGAAUUGUCGUUUGUUUUGCUAAGUGUCUCCUUUCCCUUUUGCCUGCUCCCCCAGCCCUACAUCUGCCCCGCCCCCCUCCACUCAGACCCUUAGCCUCAUCUGCCCCCUCCCACACUCAUCAGCUUGUCUGCCGACAGUUUCUGUGAGGUGAUCAAUGAUGGUAGUUAAGUGGGUUGUUGUCAGUGAGGAUGGUUGGUCAUUGGGGAAAAGACAUACAGGACAUUUUGUAGUUGUUUGCUCUAUUCUUGCUCUUUGUCUGGAAAGUUCCAGAUUUGACAGAAAGCAGCACACAGGCUAUUAUAUUUCAGAGAGUUUUGCAUCACACUGUGGAGGAUGUGUCUGUGUGACAGCCACUAGAUCAGUAUUCCCACUCCACAUCCCAUGCAAGUUUUCCCAUUGAUUGUCAUACAGAAGCAUAAAUAAAUGUAGUGUGAUUCUAUACACAUGUAGCCCACAUGAUUCCAGUCACCUGCAUUGGUAGGAGUAUCCACCCCUAUAUAGGUAGUGUGACCAUGGUCAUCUCCACCUCCCUAAAAUGGAAGUGGUUCUGCCGAGGAUCAGUUCUUAGUGGUCCUAGGAGCCGAGGCAGAACCUGUUAGAUCUGAGAUGUUCUUCUCUUAGGUCAGCUCUACAGCAUUCAGCCCCACACAAAAGAUAUACCAAAGCUAUACACACACUAACCUAUGACGGCUGGGCUCUGUAAGGGGACCGAGCCAAAUGAUAUAGGCACAGAAGCACAAAACACACAAAAAUGUACGUACACACUGUCAAUGUGUCAAAGUAAAUGUGUCACCACAAAACAAAUGUUAAUGUAUUUACAUCUAUACCCAUGCAUAGCUCACAUAGAGAACCAACAGCCUAAUAUCCCACAGACCUCUUUUUCCCCCACCCCCGUGAUAUUGAGCUGAAAUACUGGUCGUUGUUAAUGGGGAGGCUAGGUGUGUGCUGCUAGCUGCUGUGAUGGACUACCCAUUGAGUGAAGCUAGUCCUAUGAGGAGGAACUGUUGUCCCUGGCAAUUUGCAGAGUAAUGUCUUUCUACAUUCGAUUUGCAUUCCUUAUUCUCAGUAACAACUUCUCCCUAUUAUCUGUUUGAAUGUCAAUCUCUGCAUCCCCCGAUAGGGUGAAGUGGUAUAACUACUACUGCAGGGGUGCUUCUUGGGACUGUCUGUAAGGGGCGAGAUCCCAACCCCAACCCCCUCCCCCAAAACAUUUACAUUACAUUUACAUUACAUUUUAGUCAUUUAGCAGACGCUCUUAUCCCAAAACCACAAGAUGCCCCGCCCCUUACAGAUACGUCCAGUCGCCACUAAAGGGCUAUCAGCUGAGGUCAAUUUUCAGUUCAUAUUGUUGCCUAGCAACAGUGCACCAAUGUGCAAGGGUCCCCAAGGCGUACAUAGCAAAAAUUCUAGGAC
Molecule: messenger RNA, 3190 nt
Organism: Coregonus clupeaformis (lake whitefish)
Lineage: Eukaryota; Metazoa; Chordata; Actinopteri; Salmoniformes; Salmonidae
Product: protein NDRG4
Exons: 19
Coding region: 129-1517 (462 amino acids)
Biological process (GO): signal transduction; positive regulation of ERK1 and ERK2 cascade; brain development
Cellular component (GO): cytoplasm
Source: RefSeq, a predicted model, not a curated record